AGUAGUAGCAAUAGUAGUACCAGUAGUAGCAGUAGUAGUAGUAGUGGUAGUAGUAGUAGUAGUAGUAGUAGUGGCAGCAGUAGUACCUUCUGUUAUCGGUCCUAGCAUGUCCUCGACACACCCGCAGAUGUGAGGAUGCGAUUCCAAGGCGAGACCGAGGUGGUCGAGAACAGCCUGUACGAGACCGUGGAGAACAUUCGCGGGGCCGAGGUGGUCGAGAACAGCCUGUACGAGACCGUGGAGAACAUUCGCGGGGCCGAGGUGGUCGAGAACAGCCUGUACGAGCCCUUGGACAACACCCGCAGGACCGAGGUGGUCGAGAACAGCCUGUACGAGACCUUGGACAACACCCGCAGGACCGAGGUGGUCGAGAACAGCCUGUACGAGCCCUUGGACAACACCCGCAGGACCGAGGUGGUCGAGAACAGCCUGUACGAGCCCUUGGACAACACCCGCAGGACCGAGGUGGUCGAGAACAGCCUGUACGAGCCCUUUGAAAACGUGAGGAAGCCGCGGUGAGGAAGAAGGAAAUGGAAGAGGAGGAGGAAGAUGAGGAGCAAGCGUGAAAACAUGGGAGGGCAGGCAACAAAAAGCCUGCUGGUUCAUCACGAGGCUGCCUGCUUUAGCGACAUGUGAAUCAGCUCGUCAGCCAAUUGAGAGACCUGCGCCACAGACUGAAGCACUUUUGUACGCACGCGCGGGCACUUCGAGCUCGCCCCUGACGCAGCAAAGUGACGACCAGUGCGAUCUUGGAAGGAAAUUAUCGCUUUCGAGCAAACAACUUCUGCUGGUAAGCUGUUCCAGUGGCGGACGGGUCUUCGAAAAAUAACUCCUGCCGAUAUCUGUGGGGUGGGCGAGGCGACGCACCCCCGGCGCAUGCCCCCAUUGAUUGGCAGAUUGCUGCAUCGUUUGAAGGAAGGAAGGAAGGGAGGAGAGAAAAAAGAAGAAGAAAAAGAAGAAGAAGAAGAAGAAGAAGAAGAAGAAGAAGAAGAAGAAGAAGAAGAAG
This is a messenger RNA of Eriocheir sinensis (Chinese mitten crab), 1006 nucleotides long. RefSeq lists its product as uncharacterized. The transcript is spliced from 2 exons. The coding region runs from base 136 to 519 and encodes 127 amino acids. NCBI's taxonomy places the organism in Eukaryota, Metazoa, Arthropoda, Malacostraca, Decapoda, Varunidae. The record is from RefSeq and is a predicted model, not a curated record.